ACCAAUGCUUCAGAGUAAAAAGUUAAAUCCAAAUAUGGCAUUGUUCAAUCAAGUUUUGAUCUUUACAUAUAUAGAUGAUGAAUGAGUAAGUGGGCCACAUUCCCAAUUUACGAUUUUUUUUUUCUUUUUGUUUUAGCUUUGCUUCCAUGCAAGGAUUUCUGCACCUUACCAAUAUAGAAUAAAAACCUUUGAGAGAGAAUUAACUCAUUUGUUUAGUAAAAAUGAAAACUUUGAGAGAAAAAUAGAGAGUAUUAUUAGUCCAAGAAAUCCAUAUACUGACUUUGUAGUCGGUUUUUUCUUUUUAUGUGUCUAUUAAAAUUCAUUACAUUGUGAAAACAAGGGGCACUAUAACCAUUUCUCUUCAGUUAUAGAGACCUGUUGGUUGAAGAUUCCAAGUACUGAGUUAGUGAGUGAGAGAGAAUCAACCACUUUGAGCAGGUUAUUUGGGGACCCAGAUCUUGUUAAAGCCGAAAAUGGUUUAUUCUCCAAUCACUUAACAAAGAAGAAGUUGGUCAAUCAGUACUAUUCUACGAUGGAAAAAGAUCAAGAACAGAAGCAUGUAUGCAAAUUCUGUAACAAGAGUUUCUUGAAUGGAAAGGUCUUGGGAGGUCAUAUGAGGUGUCAUGGAGCUAAAAAUUCAACGAAGACGGAGAAGAAGCUUAAUAACAUUGUACACACAAACAUGGAAGGUGGUGAGCGCGUUGGCUAUGGCUUAAGAGUCAACCCCAAAAAGUCUUGCAAAAUUUCAGGUGGGUCGACCCAAGAAACUUCAGAGCAAGAAAUCAUCUGCCAUGUUUGUGAUAAAGGGUUCGAUUCUUUGAGAGCUUUGUUUGGUCACAUGAGGCAUCACUCGGGUAAUAAGAGAAGGAAAAUGGUUUCGUGCAAAGAAUGUGGGAAAGAGUUUGAGUCAUUGAGGGCUGUCACUGGUCACAUGAAGAGUCACUCAGAAAGGUUUAGGGUCCCCAUUGAAUCGAGUGAGAAGCUUUUUGGGGAUAGUCAACAUAGUGGUGGUGGAACUUCUGGCUUGGUUAAGAAAAAAAGAUCAAGAAGAUCGAGGUAUAAUAAUAACAAUAAUACUGCUGCUGCUAAUAAUAAUAAUAAGAUCACUCCAAAUUCUUCUGUUUCUAAUUUGAGUGAAUGUUCUUAUUAUGAUAAUGAGUAUGAUCAACAAGAAGUAGAAGAGGUUGCUGUUAGCUUGUUGAUGCUGUCUAAAGGGGUUAGGAAUUGGGAUGGAUUUACUUCACUUACUGAGUCUUCUGAUAACAUUUCUUCAGCUCUUGAAGUUAAGUCUCCUAACACAAGUAAGCGAAUUCUGAACAAUGGUACCCUCAAGAAAAUGAAAAAGCCAAGGUUGGAAAAGACUCAGUUUUGCUUUGCAAAUUACAGCAAUUAUUUCCUUGAUGACAAGAAAGUGUCUGGCUUUACUGAACUCAAUUUUGGGUCUGCAAGUAGUGAUGAUAAAGUAGUGAACUUUGAUGAUCAAUCUGCAUUAGCUCUGGUUGAUACUGCUGAGAUUGAGAAAGACAGUAAUGUCAUCUCCAUUGAAAUGGAACUGGAAGAAGAACAAGAUGAUGAUGAUGAUGAUGAUGAUGAAGUGGGAGUGGAUCUAGCUACUGGUUUUGGAUCACUGAAGCCUUCUUGUUUGAGUGAGAAAAAAACCAAGUUUGAUUACUCCAAUUCUGGGUCUGAAAUGUUGGAAAAUUCUCCUAAGAAAAAUGGCUGCUACAAGUGCAGGACCUGCAACAAGAUUUUCUACUCUCACCAAGCACUUGGGGGCCACCAAACUAUUCACAGAACACCCAAAAACUGUUCAACAUUGCAGAUUUACAGUCGCCAAACUGUCACUCAGUUUGAAGAUUUUCCUGGAAUUGAAGCUAUUGGCAACUCUACCAAAACUGAUUUCAAUGAGGUGUCAUUGGAUUUGGUGCUGGAGGUGGAUAAUAAUAGAGUAAGUACCAUGACAAGUUUUGAGAUUAAGGAACACAAAUGUCCCAUUUGUUUUAAGAUAUUUGGUUCAGGCCAAGCUUUGGGGGGCCAUAAGAGAGCUCAUAUUGUUAAAGAUACUGAAAGUGGACCAGAACCGAUCAAUAUACUGAAGCAUCAUUCCAUUUGUGGUGUCUCAGAUGUACUUGAUGGUGUUCCAAUGACACCUGGGAAUGAGGCCAAUACUGAGGUUGACCUCAAAUCAUGGUGGCUCAAAAACGGCCAAAAGCAUGAAUUGCUGGUAGGUUUAAUACCCAACUGAGUAUUAGUCAUUCUUUCUACAGUUCCUUUGGAGUUUUUGUUUUUAACUGAAUUCUUUUUUUGUUUUUUUGCUGGUUUGGGGAUAUAUUCAUACAGAAAGAAAGCAAAAGCAAAAAAAAAAAAAAAAAAAGCUUUCAUUUUUGUGAUUAUUGCUUGUAAAUGUCAGUACAGCAAUUCUUUUUCUUUUUUAACCUCUUGCAGUGAUAGUUUGAACAAUUUUUUCACCUGGGAAAAUCUCAAAAUUGAUUUUUGUA
Molecule: messenger RNA, 2498 nt
Organism: Cannabis sativa
Lineage: Eukaryota; Viridiplantae; Streptophyta; Magnoliopsida; Rosales; Cannabaceae
Exons: 2
Coding region: 533-2245 (570 amino acids)
Source: RefSeq, a predicted model, not a curated record